Juglans regia (Persian walnut) is the source of this 740-nucleotide messenger RNA. Its product is annotated as S-norcoclaurine synthase 1-like. The record is from RefSeq and is a predicted model, not a curated record. The transcript has 2 exons. The coding region runs from base 115 to 600 and encodes 161 amino acids. NCBI's taxonomy places the organism in Eukaryota, Viridiplantae, Streptophyta, Magnoliopsida, Fagales, Juglandaceae. Gene Ontology annotation, cellular component: nucleus; cytoplasm. Gene Ontology annotation, biological process: abscisic acid-activated signaling pathway; defense response. Gene Ontology annotation, molecular function: protein phosphatase inhibitor activity; abscisic acid binding; signaling receptor activity.
AACACAACUAUAUCUUAUAUAUUGGGUUCUGCACAUUCAAGCUCUAAGUACGUACGUACAGUAGUAAUACUUCAUCACUCACACCAGAAAGAUUGAUCAGAAUUAAGCUGCAAGAUGGUUGGGAAGCUCUCCCACGAGAUAGAGGUAAACGUGCCGGCAAGCGAAGCUUGGGAGCUCUAUGGCACCCUUCGGUUGCCAAAACUUAUUGUUGAAGAAGCUUUUCCCGGUAUCAUUGAGAACAUUGAGGUCAUUGAAGGUGAUGGUGAGGCUGGGACCAUCAUCAAGAUCAUACCAGGAACACCUGGUUCUAAAGCUCAUAGAGAGAAGUUCACAAAAGUCGACAAUGAGAAACGCCUGAAAGAAGUAGAGGUACUGAUUGAAGGAGCUUAUCUUGAGAUGGGGUUUACAUUUUACCGUAUGAGUUUUGAGAUCGUGGAAAAGGGCGACGAUUCAUGCAUUAUAAAAACUAAAGUUGAGUAUGAUGUGAAGGAAGAGGCAGCUGCACCUAAUGCCUCCAAUGUCGUCAGCAUCGAGCCAUUGGCAAAAAUUGCAGAAGCUGCCAAAACUCAUCUCCUGAAAAACAAAAGUAGUACUGCUUAAGACCAUGCAUGCUGACGAUCAUGAUCAAUAUAUAAUUCAGUAAUAAAUUUACAAAAUGAUCGAUGGUGAUGUUGAAUAUGAUCAUAAUAUUAGGUUUUUCAUGUAAUAAUCAUCAAUAUAUAAUAUGUUUGGGUUUGGUA